Molecule: messenger RNA, 966 nt
Organism: Cucurbitaria berberidis CBS 394.84
Lineage: Eukaryota; Fungi; Ascomycota; Dothideomycetes; Pleosporales; Cucurbitariaceae
Exons: 2
Coding region: 1-966 (321 amino acids)
Source: RefSeq, a predicted model, not a curated record
AUGCUCCCCCGCCCCCUCCUAACUUCAACAUUCGCACUACAUUACCGCAAAAUCCCCAUUCUCGCUAUUGGUCGAGAGGUAUACUGCGACACGUCCCUCAUCAUUGAAGCAUUAGAACACGUCUUUUCUGCAAGUCAAGGAUGGGGGAGUUUGUACCCCAAGUACGAAGGCGUGAAUGAGUGGACUUACCGCGGUCUUGUUCGGGGAUUUGCAAGUUUCUGGACUGAUAAAUCACUCUUCCGCACAACAACAGGCCUCAUACCCUCCAGCGUAUGGUCCUCUUCCUUUGGCAAAGACCGCGCACAACUCAUCGGGCACGCACUCGAUCCCUCCAAGCUCGCAGCCAAAAUUCCUCAAAACCUUUCGAAUCUGGAUUUGCACUUGUCGAUGCUUGAACCUACUUUUCGUUCCGGCAUGUGGGCCUUCCCUACAAAAACGCCUUCUUUGGCGGAUAUAAGCCUGUACUAUCAGCUCAGGUGGGGCAUAGACAUUGCCGCCGGCAAGGGCAUAUACAAUUUAAGUGGAGGUGACACACGGGACACCAGCGACCCCAUUACCGAUGCCGUGUUCAAUAAGGACCGCUUCCCGGGGCUGUGGAAAUGGUUCCACGCAUUCGAGUCGUACAUUACUUCUCUUCCGGAUCUCGAGAUCACUGUCCCGGAGUCUGAUACGCAAUGGAAGCAGGCGUUACGCCAGACGCCGUUGGUAUCCGAGGAGAGGCUGUUAGUACCCACUGCGGUGGACCAGCAUUCUUCUCUUGAUUUUCAGCAUGGAUUAGUACCUGGGGUACUCAUUUCCAUAUCCCCGGACGACACGGGGCGCGAUAAUCCGACGUUGGGCACGUUGGUGAAGAUUGGUGUGGAAGAGGUGGUGAUUAAGCCGAAUGAACAGGCUGAGUUAAAUGUCCACGUUCACUUCCCGAGAUUGGGUUUCGUUAUUCAGGUUGUUGAAGGGAGCAAGUUGUAA